UGAAUUAAUAGAUAGUAAAAAAAGCAGCAAUAAUAGUGAAUUCACAUAUAGUGAAGAAAGUAAUUAUUAUAAUGAUGAUAAACUGGCAAAUAGUAAAGUAAAUGUUGAUAACUCUAGUGAAUCUAUAAUUAAUGGAUUAAUAAGUGAUGAAGAAAGUAAUUAUGAUAAUAAUGAACUAACAAAUUAUAAAGUGAAUGAUAAUAAUUCUAGUGAAUCUAUAAAUAAUGAAUUAGUAAAUAGUGAAGAAAGUAAUUAUGAUUCUGAAACCAAAAGUUUAUCAAACCUUGAUGUUGACAAAACAAUGAUUAAACAGUUAUUUGAAAAGGUGUUUAUAAAUGAUGGAUUAACAUGUAAUUCUCCGAUGGAAAAGGCUUAUUACUCUGCCUAA
Molecule: messenger RNA, 388 nt
Organism: Cetraspora pellucida
Lineage: Eukaryota; Fungi; Glomeromycota; Glomeromycetes; Diversisporales; Gigasporaceae
Source: the annotation of a GenBank genome assembly